Rhipicephalus sanguineus (brown dog tick) is the source of this 492-nucleotide messenger RNA. RefSeq names its product cuticle protein 6. NCBI's taxonomy places the organism in Eukaryota, Metazoa, Arthropoda, Arachnida, Ixodida, Ixodidae. The record is from RefSeq and is a predicted model, not a curated record. Gene Ontology annotation, cellular component: chitin-based extracellular matrix. Gene Ontology annotation, molecular function: structural constituent of chitin-based larval cuticle. Bases 1 to 492 code for a protein of 163 amino acids. The transcript has 2 exons.
AUGGCCAAGGACGCGUGGACGGCGUCCCUUGUCGUGAACAGGGAUCACGGCGUCGGUGAAGUGGUGCGGAGCCGUCGAGGAGGCCCAGGCGCCGUCCUCGAACGGUGGUUGCAGCGGCGGCAGCUGCUGCUGGUGCUGAUCUCGGUGGUCGCGUGCGAGCCAGCCAUACCGGCGGGCAAGCGCGCGCAGUACUUGGUCCAGGACCAGGCGGGAUCCUACAAGUUCGGCUACGACACGGGCGCCCAACAGCACCACUUCCGCCAGGAAGAGCGCACCUCGGACGGCACCGUGCGCGGUCGGUACGGCUUCACGGACGCCAACGGCUACCUGCGCGUCAUCGAGUAUGUAGCCGACGAGACGGGAUACCACGUGAUACACACCAAGACGGAGCUGCCGCAGAACAGGCCACGCCCGACGGUCAAGCCGCACGCGCCUUUCCUGGGCCCGCUGCCGCCUUUCAUCCCGAGGCCCCACCCCGAAGAGGAAACGUGA